AUGGAGGGAAAGCAGCUGUCUACCUUUGUCAUCGCUCUAGUGAGCUUGCUCGUUACGACUAUUGUCAUUGCGGUCAGAUGCGUUGUUCGCAUAUCUAUCAGAGGCUUUGGUCUUGAUGAUUGGUCAAUGGUGAUUGGCCAGGUACUUUUCUUUUGCACCUGUGUGGUCGUCAUGUACGGAUGCAACACAGGUAUCGGCGUGAGGGACAUCUACUUGACCUCGGAACAGCUUGUCGAUGCCAGGCAUAGCAUAAUAAUGUUUCAGUGCUUUUAUCUUAUUUCACUCAUCUUUGUCAAGAGCAGCAUUUGCUUUGCUCUCCUUCGGAUUACCACCAGCAGAGGCGUCAGGAAUUUGUUGUACUUCAUCAUCUUCUUGUCUUUCUGCUGCGGCUUCAUCACCACGGUCGCCUGCUUGUCCCUCUGCGUCCCUCUCUCAGCCUCCUGGACAGGUAUCGGCAAAUGUGCUGCACCUGAAGUGAUCAAAAAUGUUGCUAUCUAUACAACUGUGUCGAGCUGUAUCACCGACUUUUCCUGCUCUAUCCUUCCCUAUGUUAUCCUCUGGAACCUCCAAAUGGACAAGAAGCUUAAAUUUGGCUUGGCUGCUAUCCUGAGUCUUGGUUUCCUUGCUAGUGCCGCUACUGUGGUUCGCGCCUUCUACUUCAAUCGCUUCCUUGCUCCUGUCGACUACGUUUGGGGUUUCUCCGAUCUUAUGAUCUGGUCUAUUAUCGAAGAUCUUAUCGCCAUCACCAUUGGUAGUGUCCCCAGCCUGAAGCCUCUGUUCGUUCGUUUCAAAUGGAUGGCAUCUACGUCCUCACGUUCCGGCAAGAGGACUCGCGACUACCAGAACUGCGAAUCUUAUCAUAUGCACUCUCCGAGCAAGAACAAGAACCAGACCAGGACCAUCACCACCACUGUCGCCGAAGAGAGUGACAAUUUGAAAGAUCUAGUGAGUGAGGAAGGCAUCGUUAUCAGCCAAGAGUUCAGACAUGAAGAGGAGUAUGAGUACCAUGAUAGAAAGCCUGUGGCUUCUAUUUGA
This is a messenger RNA of Aureobasidium melanogenum CBS 110374, 1035 nucleotides long. RefSeq lists its product as uncharacterized. The coding region runs from base 1 to 1035 and encodes 344 amino acids. NCBI's taxonomy places the organism in Eukaryota, Fungi, Ascomycota, Dothideomycetes, Dothideales, Saccotheciaceae. The record is from RefSeq and is a predicted model, not a curated record. The transcript has 4 exons.